Molecule: messenger RNA, 5195 nt
Organism: Myripristis murdjan (pinecone soldierfish)
Lineage: Eukaryota; Metazoa; Chordata; Actinopteri; Holocentriformes; Holocentridae
Gene: smo
Product: smoothened, frizzled class receptor
Exons: 12
Coding region: 615-3107 (830 amino acids)
Biological process (GO): pattern specification process; commissural neuron axon guidance; central nervous system development
Cellular component (GO): cilium; plasma membrane; dendrite
Molecular function (GO): patched binding; transmembrane signaling receptor activity
Source: RefSeq, a predicted model, not a curated record
GAGAGGAACAAAACAGAGACUCUAAAAGCCUUCGUCAGAAACUCAACCUGGGAUCUCUGAAGAAAAACGCUUUUUGGGACACGUAGAGAGAUACAGUAUAAUUUAUCAUCUUUUUCUCUGCAAGCAGAAAGGGGGCUGUGGAGAAAGGGGGUGGCGCAUCUCAGCUAGAGAUCCUAUUACAGAGAUCCAGACUUUUUCAUCGCAAGUUUUUGGAGGUGGGGGGAGGGCGAAUCUGUAACUUUCCCGGCCUGAUUUCUUUAUUAUACCCAGCUUAAGCGCUUCAAAGGAAUACUUUGUAUGGCUGCAAGUUGAUGAUCAGUGUUUGUUUUAUCUGAAUACGGUUUGGAGCCGCUGCAGUGUGGAUAAUGAAGGGAUUCAGAGCGAUCCAUCCAGGAACGGACAAGAAGUGCAAAGUAAAAAAGUUUGGGAGGACUGCGUGAAAACUUCGAAAAAGCCCCAAAACUUCCCCCUGACCAUGCCGGAUUUGCAAAGGUAUUUGGAACCAAAUGAAGAGAACUUCCUCCGUGCGUUUCUUGGAUAGCUGGAUUUUGAAGCGCUAGAAUACAAAGUAUCUUUUUUGGCACCAAGUUGCACAGUUCAAUCUCUCUCCCAAGAUGUCCUCCCAGAGCAGGAGCCCUAUUGUUGGAGUUAACGGGAUGCUUUGCGUCUGGGCCGCCUGGAUCAUGGUCACCGAGGCGGUGCUGUCUCCAAACGGGACCAUAUUCAAUGAUAUCUGCAAGAAGACGACGACUUGCGAAGUGCUAAAAUACAACACAUGUCUGGGAUCGCCUUUACCCUACACACACACAUCUCUGAUCCUGGCCGAGGACUCGAGCACCCAAGAGGAGGCUUUUGAGAAGCUGACCAUGUGGUCUGGUCUGCGGAACGCUCCUCGCUGCUGGUCAGUCAUCCAGCCCUUGCUGUGUGCUGUCUAUAUGCCCAAAUGUGAGAACGGGCGAGUGGAGCUGCCCAGCCAGAGUCUGUGUGCGGCCACACGUCGCCCAUGUAGCAUCGUUGACCAGGAGAGAGGCUGGCCCAACUUCCUCAAGUGUGAGGACAAGAGCAAAUUCCCCAUGGGCUGCUCGAACGAGGUGCAGAAGCUGCGGUUCAACACGUCUGGCCAGUGUGAGGCCCCCUUGGUGAAGACGGACAUCCAGUCGAGCUGGUACAAGGACGUGGAGGGCUGUGGCAUCCAGUGUGACAAUCCUCUGUUCACUGAGGAGGAGCAUAAUGAUAUGCAUGCCUACAUCGCCUACUUUGGCUCCAUAACUCUCCUGUGCACCUUCUUCACUCUGGCCACGUUUCUUGCCGACUGGAAGAACUCCAAUCGCUACCCGGCUGUCAUUCUCUUCUACAUCAACGCCUGUUUCUUCGUGGGCAGUAUUGGCUGGCUGGCCCAGUUUCUCGAUGGAGCGCGCAAGGAGAUCGUGUGCAAGAGCGACAACACCAUGCGACUUGGGGAGCCCUCGUCUUCAGAGACGCUGUCAUGUGUCACCAUCUUCAUCAUUGUGUACUACUCCCUGAUGUCGGGCGUGAUCUGGUUCGUCAUGCUUACCUACGCCUGGCACACGUCCUUCAAGGCUCUGGGCACCACCCACCAACCCCUGUCUGGCCGAACCUCCUACUUCCACAUGGUCACCUGGUCCAUCCCCUUCAUCCUCACAGUGGCCAUUCUGGCUAUCGCUGAGGUGGAUGGAGACUCGGUGAGUGGGAUCUGUUUUGUGGGCUACAAAAACUACCGAUACCGCGCUGGCUUUGUGCUGGCACCCAUUGGAGUGGUGCUUGUUGUGGGUGGCUACUUCCUCAUUCGAGGGGUCAUGACUUUGUUUUCCAUCAAGAGUAACCAUCCAGGACUUUUGAGUGAGAAAGCUGCCAGCAAAAUCAACGAGACAAUGCUAAGACUUGGUAUAUUUGGAUUCCUAGCUUUUGGCUUUGUCUUCAUCACCUUCGGCUGCCACUUCUAUGACUUCUUCAACCAGGCCGAAUGGGAGAGGAGCUUCAGAGAAUACGUGCUGUGCGAAGCAAAUGUGACAAUCGCUUCUCAGACCAACAAGCCAAUCCCUGAAUGCGCCAUUAAGAACCGGCCCAGCCUCAUGGUGGAGAAAAUCAACCUGUUCUCCAUGUUUGGGACUGGAAUCGCUAUGAGUACCUGGGUGUGGACCAAAGCCACCAUCCUUAUCUGGAAACGUACCUGGUGCAAGAUUAUUGGCCGUAGUGACGAUGAACCCAAAAGGUUAAAGAAGAGCAAGAUGAUUGCCAAGGCCUUCUCGAAGCGCAAGGAGCUCCACAAGGACCCGGAGAAGGAGCUGUCAUUCAGCAUGCACACCGUCUCACAUGACGGCCCAGUGGCUGGAAUCAAUUUUGACUUAAAUGAGGCAUCCAAUGACAUGUCGUCGGCCUGGGCGCAGCAUGUGACGAAGAUGGUGGCCAGGCGAGGCGCCAUCCUGCCUCAGGAUAUCUCUGUUACCCCCACAGGCACACCAGUGCCUCCCCCAGAGGAGAGGAACAAGCUGUGGAUGGUAGAGGCUGAGAUCUCCCCGGAGAUGAUCAAGCGGAAAAAGAAGAAGAAGAAGAGGAAGAAGGAGGUACGUCCCAUGGAGGAGGUGGUGGACCACCAGGGCUACCGCCAGCGUGAGUUUGGCCCCAGCUCUGUGCCCCGUCUGCCCAAACUGCCCUGCCAUCCCAGCCUGGUCGCCAACCUGAGAGAGCAGCAGAGGCAGCGGCAGGACUUGGAGGAGGACAUCCUGCCGGGGUCCUACCCAGAUUUCCGACCCACCCACCCCCUGCCCUGUGAGGAGAGGCAUCCCUACCUGCCAUACCAGAGCGACCAGAGCAACCAUGGGCUCAGCUUGCUCCCCAACUCGCUCAACCUCAGUGACCGCCCAGAGGAUCUAGGCCUCAGCCCCCGUUGCCCCCUAUCUGCUCCCUCCUGGCAGCCCAGCAGAUCCUCCCGCUACCCUGGGGAGGUGGAUCUCACUGCAGGGGUGUCAGAGAGGUUGGCCCACGUGGCACGAGUACCAGUAGGCCGGAGGGCAGGGUUCGGCCCCAUCCACUCCCGGACCAAUCUUAUGGAGGCGGAGCUUAUGGAUGCUGACUCAGACUUCUAAGAGCGUGGCUACAGUACGUUCUGGGUGUUGCUUUGUGGUACACAGACUGUAAGCUAGAAAAAAGUGCUGGAUACUUUCAAACUCUUACUAAGGUGCACCCUUUCCAAGUGUCCCGUGGUCAAGAUGGAGUAAAGCCGGUCAGUUUUGUUUUGUUUGUUUGUCUUAAAAGGGAAAGGCUAAAGGAAAAAAAAAAUAUCAUGUUGUAAAUAAGUGGAAUGAUUAAAAAAAAAAAGAUAUUUUUUAUACUUUUUAUGUGUCCAGUAAAAUUUCAUAGGCAACUCCGUGAUGACAGAACAAACGAGGCAGCUAAAAUCUUCAUGGCUUGAAACAAAGACAUUAAUCUGUGCCCCUUUUUCUAUUAUGGCAAGUGGCAGGUAUCCUCUCAGUCCCGUUUGCCACAGCGUGAGCCCUGUAAGAUAACUUGCUCACUUGUUUUGUGUCAGAUGAGGUUACACAACAGUCACAGAUGGAUCGCCAAAUGACCCCAUCUGCUCUUGAACAAAAGUCAAGUAGUAUUUGCAAGGUAUUUCAGUGAUUGUUUUAGGCUCCUUUAGGUACCAGCUGGAUUGGGAUUGCCACUCUGGACAAUUUCACUGACAGAAAAUUUCAAACAUCAUAGACAAUUAGGAAUUGUCCUGAUGUGGUAAAGCCCACCCAUGUAGUAAACCAUGCAAGUUAAAAUAAAUAUUGGAGACAACUUGCAGGUACUGUUCAACACGGGUGUACUGUUUUCUUUAAGUGUUACACUCCUCCCACAACGUGUAACUAAUAAUUAUGUUUGUGUACAAUUUGCCUGAGGUACUAGCCACAUCUUCUUUGCUCUAUUAAUAAUAAUAUUACAAAAGUUGACACAAAGUGGUAGACGUUUCAGAGAUUGCAUUUUUACGCCCCCCUCCCCUCAUUUUAUGUGACAUGAUUUCGUUACAGUAAAUGUGUAAUGUUAUUAAGGCUUUUGAGUUAAAAAAAAAAAAACAUACUAAUUAUUUGUAUACACUCUAUUGCCUGGUGCAGUAAAUCAACAACUAGUUUAAUUUACCUUAAGAAAAAAGAUAUAUAACAGCUUUUCCAUAGACUGAAUGAAAUGGCAGUCCUUGAAUGAGUUCUCAUUGUAUAUUUUAGUGUAGCGUUUCCCCAAUGUUACAAUUAUUUCGAAAAGGGUUAUUUUUUUACAGCAGUAUUUCUACUUUCUUUUUGUACAUAUUUAAGGUAAACUCAGCUUUUAUAUGUGUUUUCUGUGCUGCUCAGUCCAGUUGUGAGCCUUUUUUCUGUGAUGUACUGUAACCCUAAAAUGGGUUAAAUGUCUCUUUUUGUCCUCUCCGUUUUACUUUUUUGUGUUUCCAUUCUGCAAAAAUGCCCGUCUCUUGAUUUCUCACUUCUUAAAUGUGUGUAUAUACCGACUGGCCAUAGUUAUCUCAAUAUCGGUUAUCACUUGUACAGAUUUCUAUUUCAAAUCACUUGAUUUCUAUGCUGAGAUGAUAAAGAAAAGGGAAGAGUCAACUGCGCUAUGAAAAAUCACGCUAUAAAUGUACCUAUGCUGUAACCAAAAUGUCACCUAGUAUUACCAUGUCAUGUUACACCAUGAACUAAUGAUGCUGAAGUAGACUGUGAUAGUCCUUAGCCAAUGCAGAUUAGUUUAAGCAAGUGCCUACGUAUUGAUGUGCGAUGUGUAUGAGAGAGGAUUAUUUAUGUCAUUACCUGGUCUUCUGCGUUAAGCCGGCUGUACAGCACUGCUAUGAAACGAACACUGUAGACUUAGUGAUUCAUAUAUUUGGAGUUUUGCACCAUAAGAAGACACUAUAUCUGAUAUCCACUCAACAAGAUGAUAUUCAUAGAUCAUUUUAACCUUGAAAUGCACCCCCUUGUUAAGACUGUUUACCUCUGUUUGGUUGAAAACAAACCCCUCUGAUUUUAUGCCUUAAUAAGUAGGUAUAAAUUCUGUUUUUGUAAGCUGUCACAUUAAUGGAUGGUUGGCCUUUUAAGCCAAUUUGGCUUCUUCUGUGUUGUCUCCCAGCUUUGGAAGAAUCAUUUCUGUCACUUUUAUUGUGCAGCUGUACUUUUGUAAAUGUAAAUAAAAGUAAUCGUACAGUU